Emericellopsis atlantica is the source of this 1536-nucleotide messenger RNA. Its product is annotated as Alpha/beta hydrolase family-domain-containing protein. The coding region runs from base 238 to 1374 and encodes 378 amino acids. The record is from RefSeq and is a predicted model, not a curated record. NCBI's taxonomy places the organism in Eukaryota, Fungi, Ascomycota, Sordariomycetes, Hypocreales, Bionectriaceae. The transcript is spliced from 2 exons.
UGCGAUUGGGGCGCCCGGCAACUUCAAUACCCAGCUGGGAGUAUUCGAUGUCGGACUUUUGCCAAUCCCGCAACGAAUGGAAAUACUCCUCGCUGGCCAAGGCAUCUACGUGCUCCAGGUCUCGACACUACUGGUCAAAUCAGCUAGACAAUCUUGCUUGGGUACAUGCGUAUGCAGAUUGGCUCAAGUACCUAGCCGACCAUGCGUAUGCAGAUUGGCUCAAGUACCUAGCCGACCAUGCGUCUCACGACCGCUGUCGUCGCCCUCGUGACAGCCACGGCCAAUGCCUGCCUAGCCAGCCAACGUGACGAGACUGCCGAAGUCCCAGCUGUGCGCACAUACUUUUAUGCAGGCGGCCAGUAUGCCGAUGAUGGCGCGGGCGGUGAGAUCUUCCGCGACCAGAUGUAUGUCGAGAAGCUCGUCCCGGCUGUCCAUGGCAUCCCCAUGAAACAGACGCCCAUUGUACUUAUCCAUGGCAAGGCACAAACAGGCACCAACUUCCUAAACAAGCCAGACGGUGGUCGCGGUUGGGCAUCCCAGUUCCUCAGUCAGGGGUAUCAAGUCUACAUAGUCGAUCAGACCCUUAGAGGCCGUUCAGCAUGGCUGCCGGGUCAUAACGCCACGCAACCUUCCACGUAUGCAGCCGAGAUUAUGGAGCAGCGCUUCACGGCCACCUGGAAUGCCACUCUCUGGCCCCAGGCCCAGAAUCACACACAGUGGCCUGGCAGUGGGAAGCGCGGUGAUCCCGUCUUCGACGCCUUCUACAGCUCCAACGUGCAGUUCAUCAACAAUGCCACCUACCAGCAGGAGACCAUGCAGGCUGCUGGCGCCGCUUUCCUCGACACGAUCGGGGGGCCUGUCAUUCUCAUCGGCCACAGCCAGGGUGGGAUCCUGCCUCUCCUCCUGGCCGAUGCCCGACCUGAGCUCACACAGGCUCUGGUCCUGCUUGAACCUAACGGGCCUCCCUUUCGAGAUGCUGUCUUCAGCACAAAGCCCGCGCGGGCCUGGGGCUUGACCGAUGUCCCUCUCACCUAUAGCCCACCAGUCACUGACCCUUCGACCGAUCUCGUCCAGGAGAUCCAACCCGCGCGGGACGCAAAUCACGUCGAGUGCGUGCUGCAGGCUCAGGAGCCCGCACCUCGUCGGCUGACGAAUCUAGAGUACAAGCCCAUUCUGCUUGUCACGGGCGAGGCGUCCUACCACGCCCCAUACGACUAUUGCGUCGCGAGAUAUCUUCGACAGGCGGGCUGCUCGCAGACGCAGCAUCUCGAGCUUGGGCAGGUUGGGAUCCACGGCAAUGGUCACAUGAUGUUCAUGGAGAAGAACAGUGACCAGAUCCAAGCUGUCAUUGAAGAAUGGGUGCGAUCAACGUGAUAGCUCGUUGAUCAAGACGGCUGGACCUCGCAGGAGCGAGCACUCACCUUAAACAGCACUUACAACCUUCAGAUAGUAGAAGCAUAGCAAUUCAUUUCCUGUUCGGCUUAUAAUCGCUUGUGAAAGACUAUUCUGAUCCGCUCCUCUUCGCUCUUAAACAGG